AUGGUGAAUGGGAGUCCGACAGACGAGUUCCCGUUUCGAAGGGGAUUGCGGCAAGGUGACCCUCUGUCACCGUUUCUCUUUUUGUUGGCUGCAGAGGGCCUCAAUGUUCUGAUGAAAUCUUUGGUUCAGGCUCAAUUGUUCAUUGGGUAUAGCUUUGGGGUGGUUAAUCCGGUUGUGGUAUCACAUCUUCAAUUUGCUGAAGACACUUUGUUGCUGGGAACUAAAAAUUGGGCAAACGUCCGUGCUCUUAGGGCUGCACUUGUUAUUUUUGAGGCUAUGUCCGGUUUGAAGGUGAAUUUUCAUAAGAGUAGCUUGGUUGGUGUGAAUAUCGCUCCCUCUUGGUUAAGUGAGGCGGCGUCUGUUUUAGGAUGCAAAGUGGACAAGGUGCCGUUUUUGUACUUAGGUAUGCCUAUCGAGGGAAAUUCUCGGCGUUUGAGUUUUUGGGAACCUAUUGUGAAUCGCAUAAAAGCUAGGGAGUUUGGAGGUUUGGGGGUGAGACGGUUGAAAGAAUUUAAUUUGGCUUUGUUAGGUAAGUGGUGUUGGAGGAUGCUAGUUGAUAGGAGUGGCUUUUGGUAUCGAGUCUUAGUCGCCCGUUAUGGCGAAGUAGGUGAGAGGUGGUUAGGAUCGGUUUCUUUUUGUGAGCAGUUUCCUAGGUUGUUCGAUCUUUCUGAGAACAAAUCCAUUACAGUGGCAGGUCUGUUAUCUCUUGGUGUUGAGCGGGGUGGGGAGGCGUGGAAGUGGAGGAGGAGGUGGGUGUGGUUGCCAGACCCUGUUGAGGGUUACACUGUUCGUGGUUCAUAUCGCUUGCUGACUACAAAGGACGUUCCUCUUAGGGAUCCUGCAACAUCUUUGAUUUGGCAUAACCAGGUGUUGUUGAAGGUUUCUUUAUUUGCUUGGAGGUUGCUUCAUGAUAGAUUGCCUACUAAAGUUAAUUUGGUUCAAAGAAGGGUGCUUGAUACAGAAGCUUCUAUGUGUGUUUCAGAUUGUGGCAUGAGUGAAACGGCGCAACAUUUGUUUCUAACUUGUGAUGCUUUUUCAUCUUUAUGGCCUCUGGUGCGCCAUUGGCUGGGUAUCAUAGGUGUUGAUACCAAUGUUCUUCUAGACCAUUUUUUUCAGUUUGUGAACUUGACAGGUGGAGGCAAAGCUACUAGAGACUUUCUUCAGCUUAUUUGGCUCUUGUGCGUUUGGGUUUUAUGGAACGAACGUAAUAAUAGGCUUUUCAAUAAUGUUGUAACUUCUAUUCCCAGAUUAGUAGCUCUUUUGACACACCUUGUACUACAGGAGCUGCUUUUGGUGGUUAGAAGAAUUGGUGUCAUAGAUUAG
Molecule: messenger RNA, 1323 nt
Organism: Medicago truncatula (barrel medic)
Lineage: Eukaryota; Viridiplantae; Streptophyta; Magnoliopsida; Fabales; Fabaceae
Exons: 5
Coding region: 1-1323 (440 amino acids)
Source: RefSeq, a predicted model, not a curated record